Messenger RNA from Penicillium diatomitis, 768 nucleotides. RefSeq names its product putative translocon-associated protein, alpha subunit. Gene Ontology annotation, cellular component: endoplasmic reticulum membrane; endoplasmic reticulum. The record is from RefSeq and is a predicted model, not a curated record. The transcript has 3 exons. The coding region runs from base 1 to 768 and encodes 255 amino acids. NCBI's taxonomy places the organism in Eukaryota, Fungi, Ascomycota, Eurotiomycetes, Eurotiales, Aspergillaceae.
AUGACUCGUUUCGGGCUUCUCUCUUUGGCUCUGCUCUCGCUUCAGGCUUUCGUCGGUACCGGCUUUGCAGCUGAGACCGAGAAGGUCGCCGAGACUGAUGCUCCCACCCUUGCAGUCUCAGCGCAGGCUUCAUUCCCUGCUUCCGAGAUCUUUGGGGUGAAGCUCGUCAACGGUCACCCGACCCAAGCGCUCAUUGCUUUCACCAACGACGAGCCCAAUCCUGUCACUGUCAACUUUGUUGGUGGCAGCUUGUGGACUCUCGAUGAGCAGAGCAAGAAUGUUCGCAACUUGACCGCCACGCGUUAUGCUGUGGAGAUCCCCGCAAACUCCAAGGAGAGCCUCAGCUACAGCUUUGCGACGGAGAUGCACCCUGUGGACCUCCGUCUUAAUAUCGCCGCCAUAAUGUCCGAUAGCGAGGGCCAUUUCUUCACCUUGCAGGCCUUCAAUGGUACUGUGAGUGUAGUCGAGCCCGAGACCAGCAUUUUCGACCCUCAAAUCAUCUUCCUCUACUUCUUCCUCUUGGCCUGCUUCGUUGGCGUCGUCUACUUUUUCUACACUGUCUGGGUGGCGCCUUACUUCCCCCAGAAGCGCAAGGCUGUCCGGUCCAGCGAGAAGAAGACUCCUGCCAAGCGCGAGAUCGUGGAGGAGACCCCUAGCCCUGCUGUCACCUCAGCCACUACUUACAACGCCGAUUGGAUCCCCGCUCACCAUAUCACCCGCCCUGAGGCCAGGAAGGUCAAGAGUGGCAAGUCCAAGGCUCGUGCUUAG